CGUCACCACGGUUACACGGGGAAAACGACAGAGAGCUCGUCUGAGACAGGAAAGUUCUGCGUGAAAAAGAGGAGUCAGUGUUUGACCGAUUGACCAAAAUGAGUGAAUCCAUCACUCGCACCGUUCUUAAGAAAAGAUGCUCAAACAAAGUUGUGAGGCGAGAACGUGUUUACGACCAUUUGUACGAUCCACUUUACACGGUGUCAUCAGAGGUGGACCACGUCAGGUCCGGACUGAAGGCCUACAUGUCAAAGGAGCGACUGCGGAGAGUUCCUGAGUUUGGCUCAAUGUUCAGUAACUUGGUCCACCACCCAUCCUACACUGUUCAGCUGGAGCCUGCAGACCCUGUACCGCCAUCUAUUGACCGUCGCUGGCGAGGCCACACAGAGCAGCGCAGAGAGGCCCUGCAGCAGCUGGCUGGGGUCGGUCCACAUACUCCUGCGCGGUCCAAAGGGAAGGAGUGUGAUGUGACUGGAGUAGAUCGAUGGAGAUACUUUAAACGCCCUUUAAUUCCCUCUGCACAGCAGCUUCUCCCUGGUGUGAUUUUUGCUUUGCCAAAAGAAGACUUUGUCACAGCCGGUGGGAAAGAUGUCAAACAGCAGACACAUUUCACAGUGGGAGUCCAGACAGACUACAGGGAGAGUGAGGCACAGACAGACCCAUACAGCCCAGAGUAUGUGAUACGACCUGGGAUGACCCCACCAGAGCUCCUGCACCUGGCAUCUUUGACAUGGGGUCGUGGUCUGCCUGCUGGCCUAGCAGAGGUGCAGCUGAUCGAGCGUGUACGUACCAGACGAGCCUGGGAGGCCAGCCUUCCUCCACUGGAUGACCUGAGUCAGCUGGACAAGAGGAGGCGUAUGAUGGAGGAGAUGGAGGCUAAAGAGUGGGCUUUCAGAGAAGAAGAAAUCCACAAACUGAAGGAGACCCGUCUUGCAGUGCUGAAGGACCUGCUGAGGCAGAGAGACGAGGUCCAGAAUGAGGCCACAAAGGACAGACUGAGCCAAAUAUAUUUAAAGCAUCAAAAAGACAAGGAGACGAAGCUGCAGAAGAUCCGCGAUGACUACAACAGGUCCCUGAGGAAAGUGGAGGCUACGAGGAGGAAUGUGUUGGGGAAGCUAGAGCGACGUGUCAAAGACUACACAGACACACAGACCUACAGGGGCACGCUUACCAGGAGCAUCCAAAGCCACUACUUAGACACAUACGAAGGCUUGUUGGAGCUGGAGGCCGGAAUGUCUGACUCCAGCUUCAACCACCGUGCGAAGAAACCCAAACCCAGAGUUAGCACCGCCAAGGAUGCGACCAUGUCGCCUGUGAACGGAGCAGUGACACUGAUGAACACAUACAAGGCUCUGAGGGCGGAGGAGAACAAGCGAGUGACGACAACACCGCCGUCGCGUUUUCUCAUCAAGAAGGAGAAGCCUGUCCCUCGUCCACUCACUCCCAGAGUGGAGGAGCCACCAGAGGGGGAGGAGGAGAUGGAGCUGGCGGUCAUUCACUUCCAGAAACUACUGAGAGGAAGAAGUAUCCAGUGUGAGAUGUUUACGGGGAAGGAAAACCACAUGGAGCUUAUCCAGGAACUGAGAAGCACCCACGCUCUGCAGACGGAAGAGCAGGAGCUACUGAACGCCGACAAAGACCUUGUUAUUGCUCUGAAAAAGCAGAGAGACAAACAUCUACACAAGGUCUCUGAGGAGGAGGCGUCCCAGGCCGGAGCAGUAGGUGCAGAGCUCGAACACCUGUUUGACACUUUGUCCAAGGAGCUGGUACGUCUGCGGGAAGAGCGCAGGAUCCAUGCGUUUACAAUCAUCGCCGAGAGAGACCGUCGCCUUCGAGAAGCCGAGGAGAGCGGACGGAGACAGGUGGAGGAGCAAAGACGCAGGGAGGAGGACGAGGUCUUCAGACAAGUGGUGCAGGUCCACCAGGAAACAGUAGAUUUGUAUUUGGAGGACAUUAUCCUGGCGUGCAUGGAGCAGACAGCUGACCAGCAGGCCAGAGAGGAGAUCCACAGGAAGGCGAAAGAGGUCAACGACAUCGCUUACGCCGCGGAGGAGAGCCGGAACAACCUGCAGUCUGAGGAGGUCGUGUCAGAGUUGGUGUACAGUUUCCUAAUCCCAGAGGUGGAGAAGAUCAGUGUCAGAAAACAAGUGCAAUUCAGGCAGCAAAGACACUUGCAGGCAGCUCGGAGCAUCAUUAAUGGUACAGCAGGGGAUUCUGGGAUACAUCCUGCCACCCCAAGGGCCUCGCAGUUGACCCGUCCGUCUGAAAAGGACUCCAACCGAGUCCUUGAAGAGAGAACCAGCCAUGUAGAAGCAGAGCAGCAACUCAAUCAAACACAGUGACAAAAAGGUCUAAAAGUACAGGAUGAGACACAGUGUGACAACAUUUAGUUCCUAAUUAAAUUAUGAAAUUAUAUUUCAUAAUCAUAAUUUUCUUUCUUUUUCAACCUUGAAGUAUCUAUUGUUCCUGCCUUGUCUGUAGCUCCUGCUCUGUGACCCUGCAGAUAAACGCUGUACUAAUAAAGUUAAAUAGUCAGUGACGACAGUAAUGUAUGAAAACGAAAGAAGUAACACACACACAACAGAGACACAGGCAUAUUUAUAAAAAAAAAGUUUUAAUUCAAUUUUUUUAAAUCAAAGGCAAUAACUGAAAUGUGUCCGAUUCAUACCGCGUUCCGUGACAACGACGAUAAACCGUUGUCUUCCGUUGGUAACAAACAUAGCAGAGAGAACGACGACGACAACAACAACAUAACAAACCCGGCAAUACAAAGAACAUCCAUUAUAAAUUAAAAUAAACUGCUUUAAUGCACAAACAAGCAAGUAUAUUAUCAUUGAGAAUAAGUAAGCCUGUAUAUAACUGUGAGCCGUGCUGUGACAAGAGAACAGAUGGGGAUUUCAACCCUGGAGAUUUUUCAGCACCAUGUUCAUCCUUGUUCCACUGGGAGACUAAUAAGCAUGGUGCUAAAAUUAAUUAAUUCUUUUUUUUUUACUACUAAAAACAGAUCGGGAUUUUUAUCUGACAUCUGGUCCUGACUCAGAUCCACCUCCAACUGAUUUUUCUGGACCAGAUGCAUGUGAGAAUCCCGACCUAACGAACAGAUCCCACAUUUAUAACAUGCUGUAACCGGAUGAAACUCAACCAUGGGCGGAAACGGUCACUGUGGCGGACGAGCAUCACGUCCUGUUAAGAUUAACAAGGCUUGUUUAAACACACACACACGCACAUACUGCGACCAGAAGAGUGUUUUCGUAUAUAUAUAUUUGUCUUCAACAACAUUGUCAGAAGGAAAGACGCAACAAAGCGCUGAUUCAAAGAGCAGCGGAAGGACACGAUGAUGCAACCUGGGCAGAAAUACAUGCGGAGGGAAAACAGCUUGCUUUAUAUUUAACCUUUCUCCAGUUUGAAUGCAUUUACUGGUACAACAUUUUCAUCUUGGGACUAUUAUGUAGAUGAAACACAUGGGGAAAAUAUGGACAAGAGUGUUACAGAAACUGGAAAAAGGCCUUUUUUAAAGCAACAUGUUUAAAAAAAAUUGAAUCAACUAAAAAAAAAACAAAAAAAACCCAGAAAAGUUCAAGUCAGGUGUAAGAGACUGAGUAUGAGUCUCAUUUAGGAUGAAUC
Messenger RNA from Solea senegalensis (Senegalese sole), 3624 nucleotides. It is a transcript of the gene cfap91, whose product is annotated as cilia and flagella associated protein 91. Lineage: Eukaryota; Metazoa; Chordata; Actinopteri; Pleuronectiformes; Soleidae. The coding region runs from base 99 to 2342 and encodes 747 amino acids. The record is from RefSeq and is a predicted model, not a curated record. The transcript has 17 exons.